GGCAGCCCCCGGCCCCAACCCGGAGGGAUGCGGAGUGGCGGCGGCGGCAGUGGCGGAGACUGUGGCUUUAAGAGCGCGCCCAGAGCCCGGGAUCCGGCCGGGCGGUCCUUCGCUGCUGCGCACCCCCGCGGAGCCGAGCUCAGCGCUGGCCGGACGGGGCUGCCUGCUGCCGGGCUGCUGAGAACCAGCCCUCGACCUCUGCUUGAGGGUCCUUCCUCUGAAGACAUCACCAGCGUGUGGAGCCUGCCCCACACCCACCCCCUGCCAAACCACGGCCUUUACCUGUGUCUUCCGGUGUUUCCCGUGCGACCCAUCCUGUGGGAGUGCCUCGUGGGCUGCCCCGGAGUUCACCCCACGCUCAGCAGCACCAAUGGUGAAGAUGACAAGAUCCAAGACUUUCCAGGCAUAUCUGCCCUCAUGCCACCGUACCUACAGCUGCAUUCACUGCAGAGCCCACUUGGCCAAUCAUGAUGAACUUAUUUCCAAGUCGUUCCAAGGAAGUCAAGGACGAGCAUACCUCUUUAACUCAGUAGUGAACGUGGGCUGCGGGCCUGCAGAGGAGCGCGUGUUGCUAACAGGACUGCACGCCGUCGCCGACAUUUACUGUGAAAACUGCAAAACCACUCUGGGCUGGAAAUAUGAACAUGCCUUUGAAAGCAGCCAGAAAUAUAAAGAAGGCAAAUACAUCAUUGAGCUAGCACACAUGAUCAAGGACAAUGGCUGGGACUGACCAGAGAGCAUCUGCCCAACCCCGUGUCCACGUGAACGCCAUCCAACUGAACAUUCUACCCAAGCGUGAGAGAGUGACUGAACACUUGGUUCCAUCCAUUUAGGGGCCUUGCCAUCGGGGGGCAUUCUCCCACCCUGACGCCAUCUUGCUGGUGACCGGCCUCUAAAUCGCUGUCUCUCUGUCUCUUUGCUUUGUCUCUGUUUGUGAGUUGAUCCUGGCUUCUCUCUCUGUUCUAGUGUUAGCUGAAAACAAAACAACGAAAGGAACAGAUGCCUGCCCGCACGGUGGCAGCCCCCUUGGAUGAGGGCCCCAGGGCCUGGGAAGAGCCGCCUGGUGGCCUCUUGUCAGGAGAGCAGUGGCACAGCACGGGGGUGUGAGGAAGAGGGGGACCGUGAGGGGCCCAGGUCAGAUUGCCUCAGGUUCAGGAAGAGGCUGGGAAAUCAAAUCUUAAACACAAUCAACCUAACGUAUUUUUUUUAAAAAGAGUCUGCCUCAAAUGAGGAAACAUGUGAGUGGUCUAGGUGGAGGAAGGAGAUAUUCUUCAAAAUUAAAAUACAGUCAUGAAAUCUGCCAGCAGUGAAUGGUAAAGCCAAGAAGAAACAAGCUGUUCUCAUAUUACCAAAUUCCGUCUGCCUGUCUGUUUUUGUAUAACAUUUUGGUUAAAGCGAGCGUCACUUCCCUUUGCCAACCUGCAGAGACUAUCUUUCAAUACAGAAUCUGUCUAUUUAUGCUUGUGUUUACAAACUGUAUUUGUUGGGUUUGGGUUUUGUUUUUCCUCUAUCUUUUAAGUGGCAUUUUCAGGUCACUUUGCUUCAAUAACAAAGAUAAUUUUCAAGUAAUUUGUCUUCACCUUUUCCUGUAUUUGUACAUAGUAAUUCAGUAUUAGAGAAAAGUGCAUUGUUUCUGUCAUAUUUCCAAUCUGUGUUGGUGCUCAUUUGAGAAAAUAAAGUUUUCCAAUAUUAAUUUUU
Molecule: messenger RNA, 1698 nt
Organism: Phacochoerus africanus (Common warthog)
Lineage: Eukaryota; Metazoa; Chordata; Mammalia; Artiodactyla; Suidae
Gene: YPEL2
Product: yippee like 2
Exons: 6
Coding region: 371-730 (119 amino acids)
Source: RefSeq, a predicted model, not a curated record